AUGAAAGUGGUGCAUGAGGCCAGUCAGGUGGCGUUCAACGCCGGCGCUGCUCUGCAGACCAAUGUCCAGAUCGGAUCGGGGCUGGCCCCGUGGCCGUCGCCUGGAGCAGCCUCGCCGGCCCCCGCCCUCGUCCUCGCGCCCCGUCCACUCUCCCUCGACGGCACCCCUCGCCUCGCCGACUGCGACCGCGCCAGGAUGCCCCCACGACGCCGCCCCACGCUCGGCUUCAUCCUCGGGCCUCCGCACGCCGCCGCCGUCGUCGUCCUCCCCACGGGUCGCCUCCGAGCCCGCUGCCAUGCCCCUCCCGCUCCCCUCCCGCCUCACACGCCGGCCUGUGCGCCCCCACCCAGCUCACCUGCGGCGCUGCUCUCCCGCGCCAAGCGCCGCUACCGGCCGCGCCCUCUGCACGGCGCUGCUCCGGCCGCCGCACCUGCUACUGCGGCCUUGUGCGCCUCCAGUCGCCGCGCCCAUGGUCCCCUCGCGCACCCCGCGCCCGCGUCGCCUUCUCCGCCCUCUUCCAGGCCACCUCCACCUCCACCGGGCCGCGUCGGACCGCGCCCGUCGCGCCCCGACCUCCCGCCGCUGCACUGCCUCCCCUGCUGCUGCCGCUAUCCCUGCGCCGCCCCUGCCGUUGCCUCGCCGACGCCAGCGCCCCCCGUUCCGCUGCUGACCCUGGCUGCCAUGCCCGCGGCCGCCUCCGGCGCUCGGCGCCAGCGCUCAGCCAUGCCCGCGCGGCUUCUGCACGGGUCGGGCGCCCGCGAGCCACUGCGACCAUAA
Aegilops tauschii subsp. strangulata is the source of this 777-nucleotide messenger RNA. Lineage: Eukaryota; Viridiplantae; Streptophyta; Magnoliopsida; Poales; Poaceae. The record is from RefSeq and is a predicted model, not a curated record.